AUGCCCAACAAGUCGCGCGAGCACAUGAAGCAGGCGACGCUCAAGCUCCACUCGACCGGCCAGGUCUCGCUCAAAGGCCGUCCGCCUCGCGCCACCGGCGCCUCGUCGCCCUCGCACCACCGACCCCUGCGCCCGGCCCACGCCGACUCGAAUUCGACGCAGGGAGGUCGACGCGGCGCCACCGCGGGCGGGCGAGCGUCCUCGUCUGACGACGACGACGACGCCGACCCGGGCCUCGAGGCGGCGGCGGCUCGCGAGCAGGACCUCGAGCAGGAGGGCGGACUGAGCAGCGGAACGGGCAGUGGGAGCGACAGCGAGGUGGACGCGCAGGUCGGACGGGCGAGCAGUCGGGCGAGGGAGAAGGGCGCGCAGAAGGCGGCGUCGAGCGAGGACGACGACGACGACGACGAGGUGCCACACCGACGGUCCCCCAGCAAGACGCGCCGCAGCACCAAGGCCCCAUCGGCCCCCUCCCUCCGCCGCCGUCCCCUCACCCCCUCCGCCUCCGACUCGGACAACGACAUCCUCCCCGUCAGCGGCAAGAAGCGCGCUCGACCUCGCUCGUCCUCUACUUCGGCUUCGGAGCAGGCGCCUAUCCGCCAGAGCUCGAGCAAGACCAAGAAGCGCGCUCGCGCCCCGUCAUCCUCGUCGGCCACGGCCUCGGAAGACGACGACCUGCCCAUCCCCGAGUCGAUCGUCGCCGACAACAAGCGCCGAGCCUCGAAGCGUGAGCACCAGCAGCAGGACGCGGCGCUGCGCUCGUCGGCCAAGAAGGACAAGGCGCAGGGCGCCAAGAAGCGCAAGCUCGCCGCGCUCACGCAGGGUCGACGCGACCGCCGCAGCGCCGACGAGGAGAGCGACGUCGACUUUGUCGUCGAGGACGACGUCGUUCAGUACGACUCGAGCGCGCAGGAGGAGGAGCAGCCGGCGCCCGUCAAGAAGGGCAAGGGCAAGGCCCGUGCGCGGGACGAGGACGAGCAGGAGGAGAGCGACGAGGCGCCGGCACGUCGCUCGUCGUCGUCACAGAAGGAGAAGGGGCGGCGGGCCAAGGACAAGUCGCGCGAGGAGGUCCAGCGCGAGCUCCUCGCGACCGACUCGGACGGCUCGGAUGCCGACGUCGGCGGCUCGUCGAGGCGGCGCAAGAAGGGCUCGUCGAAGCGUAAGAAGCGUCGGCGCCCGUCGAGCGACGAGGACGACGAGCCGGACGACCUCGAGAUCCUCGACGAGGAGACGGUGCGCGAGAACAAGUUCCGAGCGCGGCAAGACAAGUCGAGCCGGUUCGCGCAGCUCAAGGCGGCCCGAGAGCAACGCGCCGCCAAGAACAAGGCCAUCGUCCUCGACUCGGACGACGAGCCGCCCUCGACCGCCAAGGUCGCCUCGUCGCAGGCUCGCCACCCGCACUUCCUCGGCGAGACGUCGUCAUCGGGUUCGAGCUCGGACUCGGGCUCGGACGAGGACUCGGACGACGAGCCGGCGCGCCCGAGAAUGGCGACCGAGGACCUGAGCGAGGACCUCGACGGCUUCGUCGUCGACGAGAGCGACGGCGACGACCAGGUCGUGCACUCGUGGCGCGAGAGCGUCCGCGGCCAGUCGCAAGGGCUGCGGUACUUUGUCAAGAACUACCUCGCCUACCUCGUCUUCCUCAUCGUCGACCCGCAGUGCGACUGGCUCGCGUCGGACAAAGAGUGGAAGGACGCUCACCAGCGCGUGCAUGCCCACCUGUCGGGCCUCCUCAACUCGCUUGUCAGCAGCUCGGCGUGGAAGCCCAAGUUCAAGCACGCCGUCGACACGCGCCCGGACAUGUACCUCGAUGCGCUCGAGUCGGAGGAACGCGGCGUCGCCUGCGACGCCUGCACCAUGGGGAAAGCCCGCCACUCGACGUUCCGCGCCACCGUCUCUGGCCCCAAGUACGACCCCAAGACGCUCCAGCCCAUCGACGCCGAGGUCGACUCGUCCGACGAGAGCACCGAGGCCGACGGACGAGGAGGACGAGCGCGAGCGGCGUCGUCGGCGCAACAAGCGGUCCGAGGACAAGAUGUACGAGUUCGCCCUCGGCGCAUCGUGCGCAGCUCGCGCCGAGGUGUACCACGACCUGCGCCACUGGGCCUACAACACGCGUCAGCGCCUCGUCGACAAGCUCGACGCCGUGCGCCACUCGCUCCCCGCCCUCGCCGACGACGCUCCGCUCGGCACGUCGACGACGCAGGGCCGCGACGAGCGCAAGAAGCAGCGCGAGCGCGACAAGGCGCGGCGCGCGCGCGAGGCCGGCCGGCUCGUCGAGGAGCUCGAGCGCCGGCAGGUCAUGGGCGACUUUGCG
This is a messenger RNA of Rhodotorula graminis WP1, 2317 nucleotides long. RefSeq lists its product as uncharacterized. The annotation marks the transcript as partial. The record is from RefSeq and is a predicted model, not a curated record. The transcript is spliced from 7 exons. NCBI's taxonomy places the organism in Eukaryota, Fungi, Basidiomycota, Microbotryomycetes, Sporidiobolales, Sporidiobolaceae. Gene Ontology annotation, molecular function: protein binding.